This is a messenger RNA of Dioszegia hungarica, 2373 nucleotides long. RefSeq lists its product as uncharacterized. Bases 1 to 2373 code for a protein of 790 amino acids. NCBI's taxonomy places the organism in Eukaryota, Fungi, Basidiomycota, Tremellomycetes, Tremellales, Bulleribasidiaceae. Gene Ontology annotation, cellular component: cell tip; Golgi to plasma membrane transport vesicle. The transcript has 2 exons. The record is from RefSeq and is a predicted model, not a curated record. Gene Ontology annotation, molecular function: guanyl-nucleotide exchange factor activity. Gene Ontology annotation, biological process: exocytosis.
AUGCACCCCACCCUCCUACCUGAGCCGCCAGAGCUCAGCUCGCAUCCCGCCGACGCCCUCCAUGCCCCAGACUCCCCCACUACCUCACUCAUCACCUCGCUCCGGGACCAGCUUCGGCUCCUCUCGGACCAGUCCCAACAGCUCAAUACCAAGCUGGUCGAGUCGAUAUCACGGCACGCCGACCUGCUGGACCAGCAUGAGGCGCUUCAGUCGACUCAUGCGCAGCUGAACACCAAGGCGGAGGGGCUUGCGAAGGACAAGAGGCAGUGGGAAGAGAGCAUGAAAACGGGGCUGCUGGUGGAACGGGAUGCGAUCACGGGGGAGAUGCAAAGGUUGGCGGCGGGGUUGGUUGAGGAGGAAAGGAGACGAGGGAGUGCGGAGGAGAGGAGGAGAAAGGUUGAGGACGAGGUGGAUGAACUGGCUGCUACGCUCUUCGAUCAGGCCAAUACCAUGGUCGCGUCAGAACGGCAUGGCCGUAUCGAAGCGGAAGAACGGCUCAAAUCGACGGAAGACAACCUUGCAGCGGCAGAGGCGGCCAUGCGGGACAUGCAGCUCCACCUACAGUCGAUGCCGACUUCGACAGUCCCACCUCAGGCGGUCACGUCCCUGGCACCGAAGCGGAGAUACCUCGCGUCACAUCUACCAUACACCGAGUUCACCUCAUUCCUCACGCACCUUCGCUCACUUCGCCCGUUGAAGGAGAGCUCGAAGAGCAUCUUUCCUCCUCCACUCGUCUCGGCCCUGGUCACGCAGCCGCUACUCGCUCGUACGGUCAUCGAGGACCACGACCCGGCGCUCCGGCUGGAUGUUGCGCCCGAUCUCAGCUGGCUUUCACGCCGCGGGAUCAGCGCAGCCAUCAUUUCCGGCGAUCUUAUCAUCGAGCCCGUAUCCGCCAACACCGUCCUCUCCCAGACCACUACCCCGACUCACGAGCUCGGUUGUGCACUCUGCGGAAAGCCGGUCUUUCCUCAUUCGGCCGUGCCCCAAUCUCCAGCGGUAUCGCAAUUCGGCCCUCCACCCCUCCAUCCCACUCAGCGCAAUUCCAACUCCCGCUUCUCACUCAAACCAUUCUUCAACGCCCCUUCUCCCUCUUCCGCGCCCUCUCCUACCCAAUCGCCCGCCGCGUCACCCGGUCCCGCCGCUCAAUUACCUUCGGUCUACAUCUUCCGGGUCGUCCGGCCCGCAUCGGCGAGUACGGCCGACAAGGAGAAGGAGAAUACGGCCAAGAGCUAUCCCCUGUGCCGGACGGGAUGGUGUCUUGACAGAUUGCGCGCAACUUGCGAGCUCUGGCACUUUGUCCGGACAGGCAUCAUCCAUGUCGUUUGGCACGGGGAUGAUGGAUAUGUCCUACAGGCAGAAGUCGACGCCGCCGCUCAUACUGCAUCUGCAUCGAUCGCGGAGGGAUCUGCUGGUGGGUCGGUCACAGAGGCGGAAUCGAAGAGGAGCUCGACGGGAGAGGUACCCCCAGAGCUACCGAGGCGGAAGAGUGGAUGGGGCCUGGGAUUCAGAAUGGGCGAGAAGUCCAGUGCUACCACUGCAGCCACUGGCGGGGGCGGGUGGACAAAGGCGUUCCGGACGGGCGUAAGCGGGAGUCCGCCGGUCAGCCCCAGGCUGCCCCCACCGGGCGAGGAGAAGGAGAAUGACAUGACGAUCAAGGAGUCCAACGAGGGCGAGAAGCUGGGCGCCCCUCUUGAGCUGGAGAAUGAGAAAGUGGAAGAGCUGGCCCCUGGCCAGGUGGCCGAGAAGGAGAAGACCGCUGGGGAGGGGGCAGGAUCAUCUGGGACGCCGGAUUCGGUCGAUGAUGCGGCCACUUUCUCCACGCCACAGCAAGAGCAGUCCAGCUUCCCUGCCGUAGAGGACGUCAAGCCAGACGGGGAGGAGGAAGCUAAGGCAACACUUCCGAAGGUGGACGAGGUCACGCUCAACUCUCCCAAAACCGAUCUCGCUCCUGCCAGACCACCUCCACCGCCCAUUCCUCGCCGUGCGGCCGCUCGGAACCGCGCUUCCAUCGUCAUCGAUGGCCCUUCCCAAAACGGCACGCCGAGCGGGAGCGGCACCGCCACACCCGUCGAGCAGGAGAUCUCCGCACCUACCGUCACCGCGACUUCAAGCGACGAACCUCGCAAGUCGGCCGAAGCGGAACCCGUUUCUGAGCGCGGAACGACAAGCAUGGACGUUCCACCCCUCCCAGCUAAACAACCUCGUACGCCUACCAUCGCGACCCAUGCUCAGACGGAACGGGCGGAAGGAGAGAAGGUGUACUUGAAGGAAGAUGAUGACUCGUGGGAGGCGAGGACAUGGCGGCAGGUUGUCAAGCUCAAGGAGGGGAUGCAGCGGGCGAGGCUGGGGAUCAGUGAAGAGGAGAGCCGCUGA